This is a messenger RNA of Ceraceosorus guamensis, 2121 nucleotides long. RefSeq names its product ARM repeat-containing protein. Gene Ontology annotation, molecular function: proton-transporting ATPase activity, rotational mechanism. The transcript is spliced from 4 exons. Gene Ontology annotation, biological process: proton transmembrane transport. NCBI's taxonomy places the organism in Eukaryota, Fungi, Basidiomycota, Exobasidiomycetes, Ceraceosorales, Ceraceosoraceae. The record is from RefSeq and is a predicted model, not a curated record. The coding region runs from base 108 to 1823 and encodes 571 amino acids. Gene Ontology annotation, cellular component: fungal-type vacuole membrane; vacuolar proton-transporting V-type ATPase, V1 domain.
CCACCAUCUCCGCGCAUCCCAGAGUGAAUCUGCUCGACUCUGUUCAUACUCGCCUCUCACAAAGCAUUCGCACGCGUAUAUAGUCUCAACGCCUCACGCGCUCGAUCAUGUCGAGCGCAUCGGCCGCGGGUGCCAAUGGCACGGCGACCAGCAGCGGUAAGGACAACAGCAGCAAGAGCAGCUCGGCGGCAGCGGCGGCAGCGGCGGCACCUCGCGAGCCAGCACCGCCUCUCGUUAAUUUGACCAACGACUGGCUCUUGUCGCUCUCGUCGCGCAUUCGAUCCAGGCCGAUCCCAUGGGAAGGCUAUCAACGCGCGGAUCUCGUGUCUUCGGAAGAGCUGCGCAUGAUCAGAUCCAUCGAUGCCACUUCCUCCACCAGCACGAUCAAGGAGGAGACGAUGGAGAAGCAAGGCAACGCGUAUGCUCAGUUGUACCUGCGCUUGCUGGCAAAGCUGGGAAGGACGGAUACGAUUCAGCAAGUUCUCGUCCUCGUCACCGAUAUGCUAAAGGACCACGACGAGAGGAUUGAGCUGUUCAAGCAUGUACCUGCACCCCAAGAGGCCGGUGGUGAAGCCGGCGAAGCGAGCCCUGUGUGGCCAUGGGCGCCCCUCAUCAAACUGCUGGAUGUGACAGACGACUUUGUGCAGCUCAAGGCGGCUCACAUUCUCACGCUGCUGCUGCUCUCGCCCUCCAAGUCGAGCGCUACCAAACCUCCUCAACAGGCCAUCGAACGCUUGCUGGAUUUCUUGUCCCUCCUGAUCAAUACCGGUGGUGCGUCUGGCGCCGCAGCGUUGCACCCUUCCAGAGCAGGAAACGGCGUGCUCGCUGCGCCUAGCGCCACCACGGGAUAUGCAGAAGGUAAUGGAGCGGAUGUGGCUAUCCAGCUGCUGCAGGCGUUGCUCAGGGAUGGUGCGCUGAGGCAGCAGGUAUGGUCGCGGGACCUCGAGCGGCUGGGAGAGGUACCGAGCGCGAGCGACCACGACCACGACGGCGGCGGUGACGGCGACGGCGCGCCCCAUCAAACUCCAGGCAUUAUUAGCGGUCUGACGAGCAUCCUUCGAGCAACUUUGGUCGGCUCGGGCGAAAAGUCUGGCAGUGCGACGCCGGGAUCCACCUCUUCAUCCAGCAUCUCUGCUCAAACAACUUACCAAGUCAUUUUCAGCUUGUGGUUGCUGACCUUUGCAAAGGACAUUGCUAGCUCUCUCAAUGUGAAAUUUACAGGAACCAUUUCGCUGUUGGUGGAUGUUGCGCGCGGUGCCAACAAGGAAAAAGUGGUGCGCAUCACGUUGGCUACGCUCAGGAACCUUUUGAGCAAGGCAGAGGGAGAAAAUGCCAAGGCGAUGCUCGGUGCAAAGGGUCUCGAUCUCAUCGCGGCGCUCAAGGCUAGGCAGUGGGGAGAUGAAGAGAUCAAGGAGGACUUGGAUGCGAUUGGAGAGGUGCUCGCAGAGAAACAAAAGGGUAUGAGCUCGCUCGACGAAUACGCGGCAGAGGUGGCAUCCGGCAAGUUGACUUUCGAAACGCCGAUGCACUCUUUGGACGAGUUUUGGAAGGAGAAUGCGGCAAAGAUUGUGGGUGAUGACGAUGGUCAGAUUUUGAAAUCCCUGGUGGGCAUAUUGAAAAGCGAAGAGAGCGAUCUUGCGAGCUUGGCCGUGGCUGCAUCGGAUCUGGGACGCAUCGUGAGCGUUGUCGACAGCGCCAAAAAGAAAUUGGACAAGCUGGGAGCGAAAGCGAGGUGCUUGGAAUUGAUUCAACAUUCCGAUCCCGAUGUUCGGUUCAGGGCUAUUUCCACCGUUUCCAAACUCGUUUCUGCCAGUUGGAAGUGAGAGGCGCGCGAGCGAGGCGGUCGCGCAGGAUUUUUCUCGCACGCACGCGCAAAUUCAACUGAAGUGCAUGCCACACGUCGUUGUCGUGAGCGUGUGUGUGGGUGUGUGCGCAAGAGGGAGAGAGAGAGAAAGAGAGAGAGAGGAGAGCUGCAUGGCGUGGCGUGUUUGCUCGUGAUGUCAGUCGUCCAUGGCCGAUGGAUGCCCUGAUGCGACGAAUUGGUCAUGCGGAGCCGAGCGCGCAGGCGUUGAGCAGCGGAGCGGAGCGGAGGGGAGGCGAGGCGAAUGCGAAUGCGAGUGG